Messenger RNA from Biomphalaria glabrata, 4498 nucleotides. Its product is annotated as toll-like receptor 7. Gene Ontology annotation, molecular function: protein binding; transmembrane signaling receptor activity. Gene Ontology annotation, cellular component: membrane. The transcript has 8 exons. Bases 92 to 3112 code for a protein of 1006 amino acids. Gene Ontology annotation, biological process: immune response; toll-like receptor signaling pathway. Lineage: Eukaryota; Metazoa; Mollusca; Gastropoda; Planorbidae. The record is from RefSeq and is a predicted model, not a curated record.
AAAGUUAUCAUGUAAUUAAGUUCAGUUCAACAAUGCUAGUAUUCAUAUUAAAUACUAAAUUUAAUUUAAAAUUAAAACUAAAAAAAAUAAAAUGUUGUAUAAUUUGAGAAGGAAACAUUUGAACGAUUUGUGUUUAAUCUCUGAACAAGCGGAAGUAGAGAAACCUGUCCUCGAACCAAGUUCAUUACUUAGUCUGUUAUUAGUAUUAGAUGACGCACAUAUAAACCCAGACUCACGAAGUAUAAAGAUGUUUGUUGGCGAGUCAAGUUUCUUUUUGAAGAUUGUCUUUUGGAUGAUGUACAUUACAAUGCACGCAGCUAUCAUCCCGUCCAACUUUACAACAAUGUCAAGCAAUCAGAGUGUUGUGUUCAGGUGCUGCUCAGUUUUCACAGUGAAUGAGACACUAGUAGCCAACUGUUCCAACUUGAACUGGACUUUUGUAGACCUUCAAUGUGUACCAGUGACCACAGAAGUGUUGUUGCUGGACAGAAAUAAUCUGACUACCUUGACCAAUGGCUCUUUUCAAACACUGACAUCUCUCCGGCAACUUAGCAUUCAGUCUUCGAACGUUCAUCGAAUCGAGAUUGAUACGUUUCUAGGACUCAGCUUGCUACAAACUUUAAACUUAGAAAACAACAAACUAAGUGAUAUUGGCAAUUCUUUUAAUCCACAAACAUUUAGACAUUUUACAAAUCUGAGACAACUUUUUAUUGGAAAUAAUCAGGAUAUUUCCAAAAGCUUGCGAAAAGCUUUCAUUUACUUGCAUAACUUGUCUCUCCUCUCAAUGGAUAGUUCUGCAACUUUACAUUUAGGAUCGGAAUUCUCACAUUUGACCCAAUUGAACAACCUUACUUUGAAUUGCUCUAUAGUAACAAGCAUAACAAACGAGAGUUUUGUAGGAUUAUGGAGCUCUAAAUUGGCAAUACUUAAUCUGAUUAGUUUUAAUAAACUGAAAUAUGAUCCAGAUGAUUUUGAUAAGGAGACUUCGCAAAAACAGUUCAGUGAUGACGCUUUUCAGAAUUUAAACUCAUUGGAGGUCCUCAGAAUCAUUAACUGCAGAAUAGGAAAUAAAAACAUGGCAAGAAAAAUUAAACAUUUUAUCAACUCAUCUCUGCAUAUAUUAUACCUAGAAGCCACGCAUUAUAAACGAGGCUUUUAUACUCCUAAUUCAACUUUGGAAGACGGAGUCAUAUUUAAAAGUACAGCCAAAUAUUUAAGUCAGUUAACUCUUACUCAUGUCUCCUGGAUAGACAGCAAUAUUUUCGCCAUAGAACCUGGAGUUAUAUCCAGUCCGCAGUGGAGACACAACUUAAGGUUUGCUGACUUCUCUAAAAACCUGAUGGGCUGGCUGGGAUGGAGAUCACCUCUGCUAGAGGCGUCGCGGUUGGAAAAAUUGGAGGAGCUUACUAUCACAGCGCCUAGCCCGGAAAGUGAAGUGUCCUAUUUUUAUGAAGGGCUUGACUUUUACAAAAGAAAUGUGCAACCAAUAGGCACAACACAAACAAUGAAAACAUAUGACUCAAAAGACAAUAAUUCUAGAAAUAAUGCAUUGUUUAUAAAUGCGACAGUGUCUCAAAUGUUGUCUGCAAAGAAAAGUAAUGAUUCGGAGAAGAUUAAGUCUUUAAAAAAUGAAGUGGCUUCAGCGUUAGAGUCUAUUCCAUUAUCUCCGAUCACAUCCUAUGCUGAGCUCGAUUCUAUCAGUGAACAAAGUCUCUUUGAAUUGUCUGAUAAUCCCCCUUAUCCUGUUGAUUCCGGCACUUGGACUGUAAGAAUGUCCCACUCUUUACGCAUAAUUAAAAUUAUGUACUUGCUUCACGGAGAUAACAAUCUCGGAAACCAAAGUGUACAGUUUAUACAAACUCCUCGAGAGGCAGCUAAUGUUACACAUUUUUACUUUGUUGGUAACAGCGUAACUCGAGGAACGGGUAGAAUGAUGGGACUGACAAACCUUCAGCUUUUUGAUAUAUCCAAAAACUCGCUUACAGUUGCUCCAUAUUUUUUCGACGACUUCCCCUCUCUGAGAUACCUUAUUUUACAAUCCAUGAUGAACGAAGACUUCUUUCAACGAGUAAGCAUCGACAGAAUCAUUCAGAACAUGCCAGAACUGAGAUAUUUAGAUCUUACAGACAAUAAACUCAAUUUUCUUCCUCCAAAUUUAUUUUCCAGAAAUUCUCACAUUACUCAUGUGAUAUUGGCUAAAAAUAGAUUUUCUUCUUUUCCAAUCACGAUGAAUCUGGUUCCUAAUUUAAAAACUCUUGAUUUGUCUGGAAACGCAAUCAUUUAUCUGACAGAAGAGGAGACAUCAUCUCUGACGAAACACUCGGAAAAUGUUCCAGAUUUGUAUAUAGUUCUGGCUGGAAAUAAUAUUGCCUGUGUGUGUUCUCAGAUUAAAUUUCUUUUAUGGCUUAACAUCAGCACUUUCCUGGAUAACAAGGGAGCCUACUCAUGCACUUCUCAGGAUGGACAGCUUAUUUUGACAAAUGUGUUGUGGCAAGAUGAUUUAGGAUUUUACAGACAAUGUUAUGGCUACAAUUACUUUAUGAUUUCCAUCGUUUUACUGCUCGUGAUGUCCUUCACCUUCCUGAUGGCCUACCUCGUGCACAGAUUUAGAACCGCCAUAGAAGCUUACUUGGUAAGGAUCUUCAUCAAGGCUGUUCGACCAAUGAAAUCAAGCGACUACAAGACACACGUUUUCAUUGGUUACGCUGAUGAAGAUGUUGGAUUUGUUAGACAUAUUUUAUUGAGUUAUUUAGAAGAAGAUCUCAAAGUCUCUACAUUUGUCCAUCAUCGUGACCUGGGUCCAGGCUACACUGACCAACAAAUGUUUGAGUCUAUGAGCGAUAGUUGGAGGAUACUCUUAGUUAUCACACAACGUUUUUUAAAUAACUACGACCUCUCUGAUAUCAUCAUGAAGUAUGCCAGUCAUUCUAUGAGCCCAGCCAAUGAAAAACGUCUUGUUCUAUUGGUUCAAGAAACUCAGCUGUACAACAUUCCAGGCUACUUGUAUGAUGUCCUGGAAGAUUCACGAAUCAUUGUCUUCUCUGAUCUGUCUGCUCAUCUGGACUACGUGAAGAGACAAGCAAUUAAACAAUGUCUUAGAGAUACACAAUGAUUUGACAAAGAUUUGAACUGUAAAAAGAGCCCUGCUUGUAAAUAAUCAUCGACUCACAUCCAGUUAGUUAAUGACUACUCAUGGGCUUUGCCAGGAUUCUUUUUUUCGAGGGAGGGAUGUUUGAAUUUUUUUUUCACACAAACAAAAACAAACAUAUAUUUGUUUUUCCUUACCACAUGUGAGCUGGCGAUCCUAGAUUUAAUUUUUAUCUGUAUUUUAAGUUUUGUAAACUAUCUAGGCUAGUGCUGAGCGCAUGCAUGUCUCCCGCCAGCUCUUUUACUUUAGAAGUUGUACGAGUCAUGACCUGGCUCUAUAAAUAGAACGGGUGCGGUCAGUUCUUUCUUUUUUUCUUCCGGUGUUGGCCGUUGGUCAGUGCAACCAUGUAGAAGAAAUAAGUAUUUAAUUGUUGCGCUUGUAUUCAGCUGGGACCGCCUGUAAGUUGUGAAAUUGUUUUAUUUUUACUUAAUUAGGAUAGAUUGCUGUUAGAUUGCUGUUAGGUUGUUGUUAGAUUGUUUAGAUGUAAACGGAUUAGUGCCGUGCAUCUCAGGCUAAUUACUUAGUUAGCCAUUGUCUAUGAUGGAACCGGAAGGUCCAUUAAGCUGGAUAGCGUCACCCCUCCUCCUCCCCCCCCCCUUUAGCUAUCCCUAAUAAUCCCCUUAUUGUUUUUCUAUACUAUGUCUAUUUGUAAAUAUUUUAUUAUCUUAUGUUUCUUAUGUAUUUUUAAUAAUAUUUUAUUGUUAGGAUAGCCGCUCUAUUAAGUUGGCAAUUUGCCCUACUUUUUAGAUGUAAAAGAUGGCUGCGCCCUAAGCAUCGCUGUCAUGGCGGCUUUUGUAGAGCCAAAUCUAGCUUAUUUAUGGUAGUCUAGCCUGACCUGUGUUGGUUGUGGCUUAGAAACUCAUGUAUUGCUUUUAUUAGCUACAUGUAGGUAAUUGAAAUUACCUCAUGCUUGUAUUGGGAGUAUGCGCUAGACUAGGUCUAGACCAGUCUAAUUCAAGUAGUUCAUUAUUAUUUUAUUUUUCUUAUCUGAAUAUUGUUUAUAUUUGUAAUUGCAGGCUAUAAUUCCUGCUGUCGUUACAUCUACUGUAACUGUUGUUAGUCUACUGCCUGUUUGCCGCAGUUAUAGCUGCCAUUAGUCUGCCAUCGCCUCCUUGUACCUUUUUUUGUUAUAUCUUAUCAAUUUUAAGCUUAGGUCUAGGGUAGUAAUUGUAGUGAUUUAGUUAGAUAGUUGGUUUGGUUAGUCUGUUAGUGUUUGUAGAUUUAGAGGGUUUUAGUUAGUUGCUGAGUUCAGUUGUAGUGUUAGUGUAGCUCUAUAUGUUAUAUUUUAUUAUUGAUUUAUUAGUGUAUGUAAAUAAAGUUUCUUUUUGUUUUAUGUAUCCUAAAGUAAAA